Monascus purpureus is the source of this 1092-nucleotide messenger RNA. The record is from the annotation of a GenBank genome assembly. Lineage: Eukaryota; Fungi; Ascomycota; Eurotiomycetes; Eurotiales; Aspergillaceae.
AUGGCCACCCAAAUCAAGCAAGACCCAGAUGUACCUAUGAUCAAACCCGAUCCCGACUCGAAAGACGCUUCACUCACCGGCAUUUACGAUGAUGAUAUCUAUGAGGAUGCAGGAGAUUUGGACUUUUCAAAUGCUUCACAGAAUGUUUGGCUCUCACGCAUCCCGAGGUCGUUGUGGGAGAACUGGUCUCACAUCGACGACGAGGAGGAGGUAGAGCUGGGAACAAUCAGAAUCGAAGGGGACCCCAAAGAUAUUAAAAGAAUUAGCUUACGACUUCACGAUCGACCAGACAGCAAGGAUAUUCCAAAAGACUAUACGCUACAACGGCAGACUAUCGCUGCAUCUAAUUCUGCUCAAAAUACAUAUGUUUUCACCGAGAAGGAUCUCCCUGGAAGCGAAAACCGGAUGGUGGUUUUCGGGGAGGCGCGGUCUUCUCUAUAUGAAGCCAUGAAACGCGAUGCGAGAAAAAAGGAUCGCAAGAAGAAGUGGGAGCCUUAUAUCCGGAAAACCGUCCCAAAACAAACGGCCAUUGUAGGACGGGUCAGUGAGGAAUUCAAUUGUCUUCCAGUCGAGAAUGAGGAGUUUCGACGAAUAUCGGAAACGCGUGCUCUCCAGGCUCUCAAGCCUAAGCGUGAGACUGUCUUUAUUGACAAAAUACCCGGCAAGCUUCUUCAACAGAGGCAUGCGCUGCCUGGCACCCAGAGCACAUUUGUGCAAGCGACAGCUAAACCGGCUAAGGUGCGCGCUCAAGAGAACAAGACUACCCGUAUGCCGCAAAACGAGUUACUGGAUCUUAUCUACCAGUGCUUCAGGGAAUACAAGUACUGGCCAUUUAAGACUCUUAAGGCAAGGCUCCAGCAGCCUGAGGCAUACCUCAAGCAAACUCUGGAGAUGGUUGCGCACCUGGUUAAAUCCGGUGACUUUGCCAUGACGUGGGAGCUCAAGCCAGAAGCCAGGGAGAGCAAUUACGCGAAUGCCCUGUACCAAGAUGCCAAAGAAGAGCUGCCCCCAGGGACAGACUACAAUACAGAAGACGUCUCGGAAGAAGAUGGUGCAGAAGGAGACGAUAUGCAGUUUGAGAGUGUCAUCUAG